CUUCACCUACAAGAGGGACGCUUUCAUGCAUCAGUGGGAUGGUAAUGCUUGAAUAAGCUUGUGUUUAAAGUGGAAGUUCAUCUGGGAGGGCAGAGGUCUCCCACGGACAUUUCAAGCUCUGAGAAAUGCACUCGCUGACCCCAAUGGCUGUGACACGUGUGUGCAGGUUUUGGAGGCUCGCUUGCUGCUCAGCGUGCACCGAGGCCAUGGCACCGCGGCUCACGGGAAUGGCAUCUCUCUCUCUUGCUGCCCUCGGACUCCUGCUCCUGCUGUCAGCUAUCCCUGCUGAUGCCGGGCUUUCUCAGAAGCAUGUUUCAGACGUCGUCGAUGACAGCAAAGACAACAUCACCAUUUUCACGCGCAUUCUGGACAGGCUGUUGGAUGGCUAUGACAACCGCCUGAGGCCUGGGCUCGGAGACAGUGUAACUGAAGUCAAGACAGAUAUUUACGUGACAAGUUUCGGCCCCGUCUCAGACACAGACAUGGAAUACACCAUUGAUGUCUUUUUCCGGCAAUCCUGGAGAGACGAGAGGCUGAAGUUUGAUGGUCCCAUGAAGAUCCUUCCCCUGAACAACCUGCUGGCCAGUAAGAUCUGGACUCCUGAUACCUUCUUCCACAACGGGAAGAAAUCUGUUGCCCAUAACAUGACAACACCCAACAAGCUGCUGCGCCUGGUGGACAACGGCACGCUCCUGUACACCAUGAGGCUAACCAUUCAUGCAGAGUGCCCCAUGCACCUGGAGGACUUCCCAAUGGAUGUGCACGCAUGCCCGCUGAAAUUUGGGAGCUAUGCUUACACAAAGACAGAGGUAAUCUACACCUGGACACUGGGGAAGGAUAAAUCAGUGGAAGUAGCAAAGGGUGGAUCUCGCCUGAACCAGUACGACCUGCUGGGACAUGUUGUUGGGACAGAGAUGGUUCGAUCCAGCACAGGGGAGUACGUCGUCAUGACCACGCACUUUCACCUCAAGAGGAAGAUCGGGUACUUUGUCAUCCAGACCUACCUGCCCUGCAUCAUGACGGUCAUCCUGUCCCAGGUCUCCUUCUGGCUGAACAGGGAGUCCGUCCCUGCCAGAACAGUUUUUGGUGUCACCACUGUGCUCACCAUGACCACACUAAGCAUCAGCGCAAGAAACUCGUUACCUAAAGUGGCGUACGCGACGGCCAUGGACUGGUUCAUAGCCGUCUGUUAUGCCUUUGUGUUUUCUGCGCUGAUUGAAUUUGCCACUGUCAACUACUUCACCAAGCGCAGCUGGGCUUGGGAUGGCAAGAAGGUGCUGGAGGCCCAGGAGAUGAAGAAAAAAGAACCAGUGGCACUAGCGAAGAAAACCAACAACACCUACAACAUAGUUGGCACCACAUAUGCCCUCAACAUUGCCAAGGACCCUGGCCUGCCCACCAUCUCCAAGAGUGCUGCUGCCACCGCUACUGCCACCAACGUACCCCCCAAGAUGCCCCGCUUAGAGGAGAAGAUCCCAGAGAGUAAGAAGACAUACAACAGUGUCAGCAAGGUAGACAAGAUGUCCCGCAUCGUCUUUCCAGUCCUCUUUGCCAUUUUCAACUUAGUCUACUGGGCCACCUACGUAAACCGGGAGUCAGCUAUCAAAGGAAUGAUCCCCAAACAAUAAAACCAAUCACACAAACCUUCCAUCAGUGAGCACCAUCCAGGCAGGAAUUCUCCAGGGCUUUCUUCUUUCCUGUUUUGUUUAAUUAUUAUUGUUCAUUUGAAAUUAAUACUAUUAUUACUAUUAGACCGUUCUUUUAUAAUGUAAACAAAACUGUGAUUUUAAUUUAAUCCUGUAUACGUUUAUUUUUGUUUUACUUUGAUGAUGAAAGGAAAAGAAAAGGAUCAUAACAAGUUGUGCCUCUGACAUCGUGAGUCUGAUGUCCCCCAUCCGUCCAAGUCACCCUGUGCUUCCAUCCUUCCUCUUCCACCUCCCGCCAUCUGCAUGGUCUGCACAACACUGCCAUCCCAUGCUCCACUCCACUGGGGGCUGCUACUAUUGCCUCCCUCCUCCUCUUCUGUGAUGGACUGCCCUAGCGUGGUGGAUUCUCCUGGUGGCUUGGACUCAAGGACAUGGAGGCCUCCAGAAGCAGUCUGCUGGGCUGCUCUUCAGUGCCCGGGAAUCAGCAGAACCAUGGCAAGGGUGGAACAGGGUGAUAGCACCUUGUAUGUAUCUACAGGGCUUCCUCUUCUCUGCCACCACCCAACCCAGCUGCUGGUUUCCUCCAUGUCUCUUCCCAGAUGAGAACAGGUGAGAAAGUUCUUAUCUGUCAGACAUCCUGUACUCUUGGGGCAAUUCAUGUUAGAGGAUGGGAUGUUUCCUGCCAGAGAAAUAAUUUUUCUCAGGGUCAGUCAGCAACCGAAGUCAAUUCUAAUGCCUUGGAGAGGAUAUAGUAGCUGUGAGGCCACAUGCAUUCAGCGCCAGGACUGGAAGCCAUAGAUAUCAUGUUCAGAUGGGUGAUUUAUCACUUUCUCUUGAUCCACUUCCCCUUCUUGGCAUCUCCAGUGCUCCCCAUUCAUCUUCCUUUGGUUAUUCAGCAACCCUCAGCAAUAUCUCACUGUUUGAAGGGCAAUUUAGGCAUAGAAGCCCAUGCCUCUCAGGGGAGCCUCACCUACAGGGAGGAGCCCAGCCGUGGCACGUCCCAUGGUGCAUUCUUCUCUGAUGCACUAGAGCAGCGGCAGUGUUGAUUCAGGCCCUUUCCUGCCCCAGUGCACCAUGAGCCACCUUGCCAUCUGUGGGGGUGCCUGAGGCUGAAGUUGGUCCCCAAGAACCUGCCUGUCCCCCAUGAAUGCAGCUGACCAUCUUCACUACCCAGGGAGAACAGCAAAAGGCGCUCUUUGAAACAGCAGGGUGAUAUUACUGUCCCAGGGAGAUGUGUGAGUCAGGUGCCACCCCACAAAACUGAGAUGAGACCCAGCUCUAACUCCUGCAAAUUCUUCCAAGAAAAGCCCUCCAGUACCUUCUACUGCCUUUCUGACUACCCCCUCGACCUUCCCCCAGCACAUUUUGGGUCCACGCAGCCCGCCCAGGGACCCGGAACCCCCAGGUUGAUGUCUUCAGCAUUGCUUUGAGCCUCUGCACCUAGCUCAGUUCUCCAUCUGGUGCAUGAACAGGGCUCAUCCCACCUGGAAUAUCCAUGGGGACAGUGCAGGGCAGGGCAGGAUGCUUCGUCCUGUGGUGUACAUGGCAUUGGUGGUGUCCUGCCUGUCCCUUACCUCUGUUGCUGGCUCAAAAGCAGUGCAUGAGGAGAGGAGCUCAGAGUCAUUUGGCUCAGCCCCUGGCGUGGCCCAUCCAUGAGCACAUCCCCACCAGCAGGCAGCAUGGGGCAAGAGACGACACAUUCCCCAAGCCGAUGCUAAGGAAACCACCUCUAUCCCCAGCAUCCGCACCCCAAGUCGCCCAUGACAUUUCUACAGUGCCUUUCAUUCCCAAGGGCUGCGAGGAGGGAGAAGCCCCAGUAUCAGGUUGGAGGAGUGGAGGGAGGGUACACCAUCCCCAGCACUUCUGCUGGACAGGGGGCAUAGCCAUGCUGCUUUCAAGCCACCCAAGCACUGCCCCACACCCAUUGCCCCCCCAGGACCCUCGUGCUCUCCCCAUGCCAGCAUCGUCCUCUCCAGCAGCGAGUGUCACUGCUGCCUCCCCCCAGCUCCCAGGCUCCCCAGCAGUCACUGCUGUGCUAACUGGCCGUGAGGCUGUUUGGUUUGUACUUGGAUGUCAUUUUCUUAAACAAGCUAGAUGAAGUGUAUCUCAUAAAACAUUCAUGUCACUAUAAUACUCAGGCCUAAGUGAAUGAAAUAGAAACCCUAUAAAAAGCAAAACAAACACAAUAAAAUGGUAACAAAGAGUA
Molecule: messenger RNA, 3852 nt
Organism: Numida meleagris (helmeted guineafowl)
Lineage: Eukaryota; Metazoa; Chordata; Aves; Galliformes; Numididae
Gene: GABRA3
Product: gamma-aminobutyric acid type A receptor alpha3 subunit
Exons: 10
Coding region: 126-1628 (500 amino acids)
Biological process (GO): chloride transport; regulation of postsynaptic membrane potential; signal transduction
Cellular component (GO): neuron projection; synapse; dendrite membrane
Molecular function (GO): inhibitory extracellular ligand-gated monoatomic ion channel activity; benzodiazepine receptor activity; transmitter-gated monoatomic ion channel activity involved in regulation of postsynaptic membrane potential
Source: RefSeq, a predicted model, not a curated record